Messenger RNA from Salvelinus namaycush (lake trout), 3235 nucleotides. RefSeq names its product collagen alpha-1(XXV) chain-like. The coding region runs from base 369 to 1175 and encodes 268 amino acids. The record is from RefSeq and is a predicted model, not a curated record. The transcript has 24 exons. NCBI's taxonomy places the organism in Eukaryota, Metazoa, Chordata, Actinopteri, Salmoniformes, Salmonidae.
GUGACUUGGGAGAAGAUGGUCAAAGAGGUGAAGGCGGGGAGAAGGGUGAUGCAGGCUCCUCUGCGGCAGGCAUCAAGGGUGAACCAGGAGAGCCAGGACAUGGGGGAGCAAAGGGAGAGCCAGGACUUCCAGGGCUUCCUGGACUUCCCGGGAUUAAGGGUGAGCCUGGAUUCCUAGGACCACAGGGAGAACCAGGGCUCCCAGGACUACCAGGAACCAAGGGUGAGCGAGGAGAACUGGGCCCACCAGGCAAAGGAGAGCGGGGCGAGACUGGACCACCCGGUCAAAAGGGAGGGCCAGGAGAGGCAGGGAACCCAGGCCCUAGAGGUUCAAAGGGAGGAACAGGAGACAAGGGAGUCCUGGGCUCCAUGGGACCAAGGGGACCCCCUGGGCAGAAAGGUGACCAAGGAGCCACUGAAAUCAUUCAUUACAACGGUAACAUCCAAGAGGCUUUACAGAAGAUUACCACUAUUACAGUGACGGGUCCCCCUGGGCCUCCUGGACUAUCAGGAACAGCGGGAAUCAAGGGAGAUCAAGGCAUGCCUGGCCUCCCUGGGCUGGAUGGUGAAAUGGGUUUUAAAGGUUCCAAAGGAGACAUGGGAAUCCCUAGCACAUCUGGAGAAAAAGGAACUGUUGGCUUACCUGGUUUACCAGGCGUCAAUGGAUUGAAAGGGGAUAAGGGUGAUUCCGGUCUGUCUGGUCCUCAAGGGCCCUCAAUUAUUGGCCAACCUGGAGCUCCUGGGCCCCAUGGACCCCCAGGUCCCAUGGGACCCCAUGGAUUCCCUGGACCAAAGGGGGAGGCUGGGAAUCAUGGUCUGAAGGGAGUGCGCGGGGGGUCAGGGUACAAGGGGGACAGAGGACCCCUGGGCCUCCCCGGAGCCUCCGGCUUGGACGGCAAGCCAGGAAUUAGGGGUAUGGACGGGCCUGUGGGUCCCUCCGGUCCAGCCGGGCCAAAGGGGGACAUAGGUGAGAGAGGAGCUGCAGGUGAACCCGGGCCAAGGGGGCCUUAUGGACUUCCUGGAGCGGCUGGAACACCUGGCCUUGAUGGGGAGAAGGGAAAGAAGGGCAAAAAAGGGCCUAAGGGGGAGAAAGGAGAACAGGGUGCCCCUGGAUUAGAUGCACCCUGCCCAUUGGGCCCAGACGGACUACCAAUGCCUGGUUGUUGGCAGAAGUGAUCAAUCUAAACUGAAAAGCAUGGAGUUUGUAAAUAAUGCUUAUUUUGGGGUAUUUAUAGUUUUUAUAAUGGAAAAUAUAAAAUAAAUAAAUAUACUGUACUGUAUGUGUACAGUGAAAAAGAGCCAAGGUCCAUCACUCCUAGCUGCUUCUACUAACCUCACUGUGUGGAACGUGUCACUCUCACAUCAGCAUCGUGGAUUCUAGAUCCUUGGCCAGCAGCAGAACUUGCACACACACAAAGGAGUUUAGUCCCAGACCUUGCAUGACCAGAGUGCUUGGGCACAGAUUGGAAUGUCAUGGCAAAAUUUGGUAAAAGGGGAGUAAGAAGGCUGAAAAGGAGGUUGUGAGAGCAGAGGAUGAGGAAAAGGAGGCCUUGUAGGGAUUUGGACUGGCUCUUAAAAGCUUGAGAUCUAAAGCUCACCAUCCAUUCAUGCCAUACUACCAGCUUAAAAGACUCAAUUCCAACAAAACACCCUCCCCACUCCCAAAGAAGCAUAAAGACUGUUCCAAACAAUAUUUAGGCUAUAUGUAUUGAUGUACAGUACAUAUUUCAUUGUUGUGUGGUUGAAUUUUAUGGCUUCAGCAAAACACUAACUGUCUGUCAGUCAAUCUUACCUACUUAAAAAAGAAAACCCAGAGCUUUAGAUUUGUGGUUUUAUUUGCUCCUUUUUCUUUUAAUGUUCCAAAGGGAGUCACGCCUUGGCUGCUGGCUUAAAAAGAAUUCCCCAGGAAUUCAAUUUGGGUUGAUUUUCUUUAUUAUGGUGAGAUCUCCAAUGAGUCAAUAGAUGCAGGUCUUCACCGAUGCACUCGCGUGGGUCCCAGGGCGCGUUCCCUGCUGCCAGCAACCACUUGUUAUUAGACUUCGAGGAGAGUGUGUGAGCUCACUGCACUGUGAACAGCCAAUCGGAAAUGGGCUAGGCUGACAAGGACUUCGGAUUCAACGGACCUGUUUGGGAUCCCUCCAAGUAGAGGAGACAGUGGGCCUCGGCAAGGAGCCUUCAAUCAUCUCUCCUGCCAAUCACUGGUCUCCAUGCCGAUCAAGGAGAGUGUCUGCCUGUAACAAUGUUACUGUCACAACACUACAAGGUAAAGAGGGUCAAUGGAAUUCUGCCUUUUUAUUUGAAGUUUUACUCUUGUAUUUACUUGUAAUAAUUGUGUAUAACAGCCUUUGGUGCCUCAAUAUUUUGUUAUUCAUUCCUUUAUCAGAAAAGUGCAACUUUUUAUCCUGCUUUGAGUAAUUGCAAUGGUCUUUAUUGCAGAAUGGUAACCUCUUGUAAAUUGUUAAAGUAUAAAAACACCUACGUUGCGCACUGUUAAUAUAUAUUGAAUGUUGAUAUUACUGGGUGUUAAUAUGGCAUGUACAUUAUGGCUUCAAAUGAACAUCAGCUUCUGUGUAAUACAAAGGGAAUUUGUUUGUCGCAAAAAUUGAAGUAAUUUUUAUGAUUACACAGCAUCAGAUUUUACACUCAUUUGAAGAAGCAUACAGUAUGUGUAAACACUGAGAUAUCUAACACUUGUUCAUUGCUGGCCAUUUAAGUGGAAAAUAUAUAAUGUGAGUUAUGUGCUUCACUGCAAGUUUAUUGUAUCUUUACACAUUAUUGUAUCUUUUACAUUUAAAUGCAGUAAUAUAUCUGCAACAAUAAGCUUUUUGUACAUUUUGACCUGGUAAUUCAGUAUAGGUGAAAAUGCCUUUUGGUAAAAUCCAUAAUUUUUUGCUAGAUAAUUGUUGUUUUAUCCAAAUGUCAAGUGGCAAUUUGCCUCAACUGGAUCAUGACUACAGCAACAUGCAACCUUUUUUUUAUUUAAUUUCUCAAACAAAAUGGAAAUGGUAAAACAGUUCAUUUCAGUUGAAUGUGUAACCCAGAAUCAGAUAUAUUGCCAUUUACAUCACAUUCCAUAGCAAUUUCUACAAAAAAGUGUAUUUCUUUAUUUAAUCAUUUUAAGGAUGCCAUAAUCCUAACAAUGCCCUUAUUUAUGCACAAUGAUUUUUGAUGCUUAAUGUUACUUGGAACAGUUAAUGUAAUAUUAUAAAUUAAUUACUACAAUAUGGGACGGUUUC